AUGACCUGGAAUAUUAGGGGUUUUGGGAAACCAGGGAAAAGAAGGAAAAUUAAGGGGUUGCUCAAGGAGAGAAGAGUUGAUUUGGUGUUUUUUCAAGAAGUCAAGAAAGAUAGGUUGUCAAGAGAAGAAGUUCGUUCGAUUUGGCCUGAUGAUGAUUUUGAUUUUAUGAGUGUGGAUGCAGUUCGUUUGGCUGGUGGAAUAUUGUGUGUUUGGAGAGCUUCGUUUUUUGUAUUAUCAGAGUGUUGCAGUUCUAGGUGCUUCAUUUUGUUAUCAGGUACUAUCCUACCAGACUUUGAAUGUGUAUUUAUUAAUGUCUAUGCACCGAAUGAUGUCUCAAGGAGGGGUCAGUUGUGGAAUGUUAUUAGCAAUUUAAAGUCAGGUUUUCCUACACCAUGGUGUUUGGGAGGGGACUUUAAUGAGAUUAGGUUUGUAGGGGAAAGAAAAGGCUGUACAAGAAGGGGUAGAGGCAUGAUAGAAUUUAAUAAUUUUAUUGAAGGGUUGGAAUUGUUGGAUCUGCCAAUGUUCGGUAGACAAUUCACAUGGAGUAAUUCAGGGGAUGGGGGCAGGUGGAGUCGUAUUGAUCGAGUUCUAUUGUCAUCUGAAUGGUUGGUAAAAUUCAAGUUGAAGUUGUGGGGUUUACCAAGGGGUGUUUCUGAUCAUUGUCCUUUACUUUUAUUGGAGGAUGGGAGGGAUUGGGGGCCAAAGCCGUUCAGAUUUAUUAAUGCCUGGAUUUUACAUCCAGGUUUUUCUUCCAUUAUUAAGAAGUCAUGGGAGGAAUCGGUUUUUUCGGGGUGGGCAGGCUUUGUGAUUGUUAUGAAGCUUAGAAAUCUGAAAUUGGAUUUGAAGAAGUGGAACACAGAGGUGUUUGGGAAUGUGUCUUACUCUUUAAAAAAGGCUCAGGAGGAGUUGCAUGAGUGGGAUUUGGUGGCUGAAUCUAGAGAUUUGGGGGUUAAUGAAAUAGCUCGUAAAAGAGAGGUUAGGAGGCUAGUAUGGUCUUUGUCCAAAAAGGAAGAAUGGAUGUGGCUUCAAAAAUCCAGGUUGGAUUGGGCUAUGAAAGGGGACAAAAAUACAAGGUAUUUUCAUACCAUAGCUUCAAGUAGGUAG
Messenger RNA from Camellia sinensis, 1104 nucleotides. The record is from RefSeq and is a predicted model, not a curated record. NCBI's taxonomy places the organism in Eukaryota, Viridiplantae, Streptophyta, Magnoliopsida, Ericales, Theaceae.